Pseudomyrmex gracilis is the source of this 1751-nucleotide messenger RNA. RefSeq lists its product as uncharacterized. The record is from RefSeq and is a predicted model, not a curated record. Lineage: Eukaryota; Metazoa; Arthropoda; Insecta; Hymenoptera; Formicidae. The coding region runs from base 76 to 861 and encodes 261 amino acids. Gene Ontology annotation, molecular function: transmembrane monodehydroascorbate reductase activity. The transcript is spliced from 3 exons.
GAUAAAAGUCGGUGCGCCGUUAACGCGCGACGCCGUUAACACGUUUCCCAGAAGACAUCUGAUAAUGUCCGGACAAUGGCGGAUAAAAACAAUGGCGAAAUCGCGCUUCAAUCGAGAACAUCCAGACUCGAAGCUGGCAAUUCCACCGAAAACAUCGUGAGCUCGCAAAAUAGGAACUCGUCGGCUUGGAGCAUUCAACGUAUUAUUGUCUCUAUACUAGACGUGAUUAACCAUAUACUAAUAAUCAUGGUAACGGUGUACCUCGUGUGUAUCUUUGCAAAGGAUUACGUUAUUUCAAAUAGCAAAUAUGGUCUUUAUUCUCUGCACGUGAUCCUCUGCACUAUCGGGUAUGUUCUGCUGAUGUCGGAGGCCAUUAUUGUCCUGGCGAGUGACAACAUUCUGACCGGUUGUCUUUCGCGUAGGGCCAACAAGCAUCUCCAUUGGAUUCUGCAGGUCAUCGGGCUGAUACUCAACCUGGUCGGCGUGGGUAUUGUGUAUUUUAAUCGGACACAACACUUUAAAUCGAUUCACGCAAUCACGGGACUCGCCUCGCUGGUAAUCGUGUUCGUGGUGACGAUCUUCGGAUAUCCAGUGUGGAUCGCGUGGAAACUGCGCAAAUUCAUUCGGCCGGUAGUGACGAAGUUUCUGCACAAUUUUCUGGGCCUCGCCGGUUACGUCAUAGGAAUAGUUUCGCAGUGUUACGGUUACAAAAAAAAAAUGGUGCACAGACUGACCGAUGUGAAAUACAUCGACGAGGCUCUGCUUGGUCUUACGAUAGUGAUCACGAUAAUAUCUCUGAGAAAAGCAUUCUUUGUCUCUCUUCCCAGACAGAUCUCCGGCACUCUCAAGACCAUUCAAUAAUUUUUUUCUCUCUAAGAUAAUUUUUUUUUUAAUUUUCAUUUUAUAAAGAACUGUGACAUGUGCGCUCUCCAGAGCGCUUUCCAGAAGAUUAAAAGUGUUACGUUAUUAAUGUACAUACGAGAGUUGGUUAAAAAAUUCCGAACCUUCACGUAAAGAUAACGCAAAUAAAUUCAAUAUUAAGUUUAAUGGCGCUUCGCGCUCUCAUCUUUUAGUGAUUUAAGUUUAAAGUUUCAAAUCAAUACGUUAUUUAGUACAACCUUCUCUCUCUCGAAUAGAAAAAUUGGAAAUCCGUGCGAAUUGAUAAAAUAGUUUUUGUUUUUUUUUAAAGAUCUAACUCUAACUGAAAUAAAACAAUCAUUUAAAAUGAUUUAGUCUUGUGCGACUUUCAUCUGUUCUCAAACUUUCAAAAACUGGUUCGGAGGAAAGAGAUUUUCGUCUGAUAUAGUAACUGAGAUGUAAUCGAUGUCGUAAAAGUCUUUGAGGAUCUCGACAAAUUGUUUUACCAAACUGACAUAACGGUUUUAGAACAUCGUUGGGCAAAAUGUAUCUAGUUAAAUGGAAACUACGAUGAGAAAAAUAAAUCCAGCCCCAAAAAAAAUGUUUUCUUAUUCAGGCCUUGAACUUGUCAAACGGCCCUCGUAUAUAGUACACUUAAGUAAGUUUUACUAGCUGUGUAACGUCAUUUUAGAAAACAUCGGUUUUUUUUUCCGCCAGAAAGUAUCCGUGUAUAAUCUUCCACGUGUGUUAACUACAAAACAUGUGUAGAUAAGGAAUAGAUAUUAGGCUAAUUAAUAUUUAUUUACGUUAACGAUGUUAUAAAAUUACAUUCGAUAUCAAUGCAAAGAUCUGUAAACUCGAUAAAAUGUACAAAAUUGCGCAACAAAAUGAAA